Messenger RNA from Brassica rapa (field mustard), 585 nucleotides. RefSeq lists its product as uncharacterized. NCBI's taxonomy places the organism in Eukaryota, Viridiplantae, Streptophyta, Magnoliopsida, Brassicales, Brassicaceae. The record is from RefSeq and is a predicted model, not a curated record.
AUGCCCAUUAUUGAUGCUUUCAUGCUGAUUCCUCAAUACAUCAAGUUCCUGAAAGAUGCUGUAGCUGCAAAGAAGAAAGAGAUAGAGGGCAUGGUGAUUCUCACUCAUGAAUGCAGUGCCAUCAUCCAGAGUGUCAGCUUGAUGCCUCUAUCUUUUGCUAAGAAGCUUGGUUUCACUCAGUACAAGAAGUGUAGACUUUCUCAAGUAUUGGCUGAUCGUUCAGUGAAGUACCCUGUGGGUAUCUUGGAAGACCUCCCCAUGGUGGUUGGAAACUAUGAGAUCCCUACAGACUUUCUGGUGCUUCAGAUGGGUGAAGAAGCUCAAGAUCCUUUAAUCCUUGGAAGGCCUUUCUUAGCCACAGCAGGAGCUAUUUUUAAUGUGAAAGAAGGCAAGAUUGAUCUCCACUUGGAUAAAGGGCACAUUCUCCAUUUUGACAUCAAGGAGGUAAUGAGGAAGCCAACAGUUCAAGGGCAAGUGUUCUACAUUGAGGAGAGGGACGCCCUUGCUGAUGAACUCCUUGAAGAGUUGUCACUAGAGGAUCCUCUACAGCAUGCUUUGACUAUAGAGAGAGAGAGGUUAAGGUGA